Molecule: messenger RNA, 1669 nt
Organism: Chara braunii
Lineage: Eukaryota; Viridiplantae; Streptophyta; Charophyceae; Charales; Characeae
Source: the annotation of a GenBank genome assembly
GCCGAUUAGCCUCGAGCCUUGACGCUGGCUCAACAGAAGUAACAGGUUGCCACAAGCGGCGGAAGAUGGAACGAGACAGGGUAGCAGAUCUGCCAAACAGUCCAGGAAGGGAUGUCCCACCGACGAUGAGAACGGCAGCGGCCCCGUCAGGAGCAAGGGAACGAAGAACAGUGACAGACACCUCAAGCCGGCAAGCUCCUCCAGCUCAACAGCGUCAACCGACAGCUGCUGAAGACCAGGUGCGGGCUUCAGUGGAGAAAUGUUACGAUGACGGCAUAUGCCCGGAUGGACUAGAGUUGGGAGAAGUGGUGGAGGAUGAGCAGGGGAGACACCUUGUAGUGUACGAGGCAGCAGACGACAUCAAGGAAUCCUGGCUGAAGGAACGUACGGUCAUCGUAAUCUUCCAAGAGGGAGCAAAACAGUUGUCGAGGCAGGUAAAAGAAGACUUGAUCAGAGCUCAGGAAGAUGGCUGGAUAUCUCAGAGGAUUUCAAAUCCUGAGCUGGGCAGAGGUCGGAUCAGAUUCGAGGGGCAAAACGUGAUAUCCUAUGUGGCCAAAGCAAAGGAGGUGGCCGAAUGGCUGCUAAGGAAAAAAAAAGAAAAGUUAAAGCUAGGUGCAAAGGAAUAUCUGACGACCUUCAAGCCAUGGAUGCCAAAACAGGAACUUCGUAUGCUGAAGUUGCAAGAGGCAGAGACGAGCUUGGGGAUUACGGCCUUGCGGGUCCCGCUCGAUGCAUACUACUACUUACGGGACGCGGCAAGAGGCAUGUUCGGGGAGAUGGAGGUGCUGUUGAACCGUAUCAGAAGACACCCGUUGAUCCACGACCUCCGAUUACAUGGGGAGAACGAGUGUAGGGCCUUGAAUCAAGGUGGAACGGAGACAAUCACGAGAGGAGUGCAACGGCUUCACGUGGACGAAGGCGACGAAGCGGCUUUCGACGAGCCCCUGGGUUGUGACGACGUUGACGGCGACGACGAUUGCAACUCCGAUGAUUUGCCAAAGAUCAGGCAGCUUGGGAGGAAAGUGACGAACGGCGGUGCGAGUGCGAAGAGGGGUCCCGCUCUGAAAAAUCGACGGAAUAAAAACAUGGAUGACGACACCGGCCGGAGCGAUGGCGAGGGCGGCCGGAACUUCUGGUCGACGAUGGGCAUCACGAGGGAGGGCAUCGACUGCGAGAAGAAAUGGGACAACUUGAUGCAACAAUUCAAGAAGGUCCACAAGUUCCGGAACCUCUCCGGUGGGAAGGACUACUUCAAGCUUGCUUCAAAGGCCAGACAAUCGGAGGGCUUCAACUUCGUCAUAGACCGGAGCGUGUACGACGAGACGGAGGCCAUGAUGAAGGGGGAUCAUACGAUCCACCCGAAGAAUUUGGCGGACAUGGGGGCGGCCGGGGUGGUGCAGAUGCUGGCACGCGCGGGGGCUGGAGGGGAGACCAUGGUCAAUGAGGGUGGAGGGGAGGCAGCCGACGAGGAGCAGGGGUCGACGAAAGACUCCACAUUCAGCGCGAGGAGCGGCGACGGUUAUGGGAAGAGGAAGAACAUGCGGCAACAAACUUUUGAGGCCGUCGUCGACAUCAUGGACAAGCAUGGUGCGCUCAUGGCGAGCACAAUGGACAGCACGAGCAAGUGACAAUGCUCAAUGAUGUUAUGUCAGUGCGAAAUCUUGGAGAG